This is a messenger RNA of Candida albicans SC5314, 1146 nucleotides long. RefSeq lists its product as uncharacterized. The transcript has a single exon. Bases 1 to 1146 code for a protein of 381 amino acids. Lineage: Eukaryota; Fungi; Ascomycota; Pichiomycetes; Serinales; Debaryomycetaceae. The record is from RefSeq and is a predicted model, not a curated record.
AUGCAUGGGACCAUGAUUACAAUUGAUUUUUUUCUUAAAUUGGUUACAUUGCCAUAUACUGUGACCAAGACGGUGUUGCAGUACUAUACGGUGGGCACACCAUAUUCACGUACUAAUCAGGAGUUCCGCAACUCGUUGUGGAAGAAUGUGUUGUUAUCGGUGCAGUACCAUGUUUCGGGGAACUACAAGAAGGAGAAUAUUAAAGCGGUUAUCUACCAGCCGAUUGACAAGGUGAUUGCCAAGUUCAAGACCCAUCCAUUGGCAUCGGGGUUGGCGCAUUUUGGGGAAAAGUUUGAUGAGUAUAGUUAUUGGAUCCACAAGGCAGAUACCCAGGGCAAGGUGUUGAUCUAUAUCCAUGGCGGAGGGUACUUGUUGAACAUGUUUGAGUCGCAGUUUGUUUUUGUUUCGGCGUUGCACUAUGCGUUGGAUGACCAUGCGGCGGAGAACACGUCGAUUUUGGUGGUUGACUAUUCGUUGACCAUGUUUGAUAAUGUUUAUCCGACACAGUUGUAUGAGCAUUUGGUUACGUAUAACAAUUUGGUGGCCCAAGGGUAUAAGGAUAUUUUGUUGUUAGGGGAUUCAGCAGGGGCACAUAUGUCGUUGUCGUUGGCCAGAGCCAUAGCAUAUCCGGAAGAGGCCAAGCAGCAGUUGCAGCAGUAUAACGUGCUGCUUGAUUUGCCACAGCCACAGGCAUUGAUAUUGGUAUCGCCGUGGGUGCAGCCAUGCACCACCCCGAAACUUCCGCCACGACACGGGUGCGAUGUGUGGGGCGAUCUAGGUGCACAAGACACGUCCAUGGGAGAGUUGUAUGCUGGGGAUAACGAUAAACUGUUUAUUAAUAAUUUUUUGACAUUUACCAAUACCAAUUGGGACGAGCACUGGAAGGAGGUUGAGGCGUUGAACGGUAACACGUUGAUGAUUGUGGGAGAGAGAGAGGUUUUGAGAGAUGGGGUCGAUGAUUUUUACAACAUUAUUAAAGGUGGCGUCGAAUACUAUACUGAGCCUGGUGGUAUACAUGCAGGGCUAGUCUAUGUUGAGUGCUUGGACUAUAUUAGCAAACAAGGGGCCGAAAGAGCAAUCAAGGGAGAUUUCAAAGACAAGUUUGCAUAUAAUUUAGUAGCAAAGUUUAUUAAUGAGCGAGUAUAG